Trypanosoma brucei brucei TREU927 is the source of this 1416-nucleotide messenger RNA. RefSeq names its product metal-ion transporter, putative. The record is from RefSeq and is a predicted model, not a curated record. Gene Ontology annotation, cellular component: plasma membrane. The transcript has a single exon. The coding region runs from base 1 to 1416 and encodes 471 amino acids. Gene Ontology annotation, molecular function: zinc ion transmembrane transporter activity. Gene Ontology annotation, biological process: zinc ion transmembrane transport. NCBI's taxonomy places the organism in Eukaryota, Euglenozoa, Kinetoplastea, Trypanosomatida, Trypanosomatidae.
AUGGAAGAGGCAAGUAGCGAGCACCAGCGGCUCCUUCCCUGCAGCUCCGGCCCACACUCGAACUACAACGCAGCAGCCGUGGAAGUGGGCACUCCAGCGGCACCUUCCCCAUGGGGUGGGUUGGAGGACGCAGAUCAACAAUCCUUGAACUCGACGGAAGUGCGGCGGCGCCAUGAGUCGAAGGUAUUGUUAGCUGCCCUCAUGUUCUGUUUCGUGUUCAUGCUGGUAGAGCUCAUGUUCGGCGUGGUGGCACACUCCCUGGCACUUCUGACUGACGCCUCGCAUCUCCUCAUCGACGUGGGCGCCUAUGCGCUGAGUAUCAUGAGCCUACGUGCCGCCUCGAGGACCUCCUGCGGGAAGUACAGCUACGGCUGGCACCGCGCGGAAGUCAUCGGAACGCUUGUUUCGGUCUUCUCCAUUUGGGCCCUUGUCGUCUGGAUUGUCAUGGAGGGGUUGGAUAGGUCAUGGAAUGUAGUGAAGUGUAGCCGUAUCCAUGCUAUGCUUGCUACCACUGCUCAACAGUACAAGCGGAAUAAUAGCACCAGCUAUUACGGCUUCGGUAAUAUUUCACAGCGCCCUACGGUCGACAAGGAUGGAGCGCUGACAGAGGCGACGCAUAUGGAAAUGUGUACAAGUAUCGACUCACCCAUCAUGGUUGUGGUGGGUGUACUAGGGAUGGUGGUAAACGUUGUAUGCGCCGCUAUUUUGUACUUCGGUGGUUCGCACGGCCACAGUCAUUUUGGUGGAUCACACCAUCAUAGCCAUAGCGGUAACGGGGAAGAAGAGGAUUCACUAUGCGAGGAGAAUACUGGGCACAAUCACAGUCACGACCAUGGACAUGGACACGGGCACAGCGGAAGUGAAGGUGAAGGUCAUGAUCACAGUCACAGUCACAGUGGCAGAGGGUUCGCCGUUCACGCUGCUCUGCUUCAUGCGUUGGGUGAUUGUGUCCAGUCUCUCGGCGUCAUCCUCGCUGGAAUCUUCAUUUAUGUCGCAAACCGUUAUUCGUACGGUGUUCCAUCAUAUCGCUACUCCAUUUACAACCUUGCAGACCCGCUGUGCUCGCUACUGUUUGCCGUCAUUACGCUCAACAUGACGCGACCGUUGCUGCGGGACCUUCUGGGAAUUCUCAUGGAGAGUACCCCUCCGGGUAUUAACUACUCCGAGUUGUUGAGUGCCCUGCGCAGUAUUAAAGGUGUUGAAGGCGUACACGACCUUCACGUGUGGUCGAUUGCCUCCGACUACGCAGCGCUUUCGGUUCAUCUUGAGGCAGACGAUAAGGAUGCAGCCCUUCAGGAGGCACAGGAGGUUUGCAAGAGAUUUGGCAUCACCCAUACGACCAUUCAGGUGGACACGGUGGAAAAUGGGGCAGGUCUAUGUCACUCCCUGUGCGCCUCGGCACAAACUAUCGCCUAA